Messenger RNA from Melanotaenia boesemani (Boeseman's rainbowfish), 1873 nucleotides. RefSeq lists its product as uncharacterized. The coding region runs from base 167 to 1873 and encodes 568 amino acids. The record is from RefSeq and is a predicted model, not a curated record. The transcript has 7 exons. NCBI's taxonomy places the organism in Eukaryota, Metazoa, Chordata, Actinopteri, Atheriniformes, Melanotaeniidae.
UGAGAAGCCUCAGAUUACCUGCCAACUGGACACAUGCAACAGGUUAUACGAUUAUGCACGCAGAAGUGGGCAAGUAGGUUUUGACUGCCAACAUAUUCAGUCAUUGGUGUAUGGUCCUGUGGACUCUAAUUUACCAGUUGUCCUUGAUGAAGAGAUUCUAACAGAUAUGCUAAUCAACAAAUGGUUCAGCAAGAACACAGAGAGAGAGUGUUUAAGUAGGAAGCUGGCUGCUGAUGCGGAAGGUGCUCCAUUGAGCUUUGAAGUAAAUCUCAGGAAAGAACAAAAGCAGUACUUUUUUUCUGUUUUUGAACCACACAUCUCCUCAUAUUGUAGAUUUGGAAGGCUCAUGGUCCACUACAAUGGUAUCAAAAAUACAUGGCAUUGUCCUUGCACAAAGGCUCGAAAAUCCUGCCCACACAAAGCCAUAGCCAAGUGGCACCUACACCAGCUAGAACCUGCGAUUUUCACAAAACCGGAAAGCUGUCAUGAGGACCCUCCUGAGACAUUUUCAGUUGAGCCCCACCCUACAGUUAACACACAAACGGGUAACAUUUCCCUGUAUCCUCCAGAGGGGGAAGCACUGGUGGAAAUGGUGGACUACCUUAUUUCACACAAGGCCCUGCCAGCAAUCCUCCCAGGAGACCUGGCAUCAGUGAAGUCAUCAGAUUUCCCGAGGAACUUGGUCCCUCACGAGACCUAUUGCCACAAAUGUCCAGGCAAAGUUCCUCUUUCAGAACCGAUUGUCAUAUCAAACAAAGCCAAGAUUGUUUCAAUCACUGAAGUUGUGGAGGGUGUAACAACAUAUUGUAAAAAAUGUGCUGUAUGUGGCACAUUUUACCGCUAUCAGGAGUGGACAGAGGGCCUUCAUAAUUUCAAUGAUUGUGUCAUUUUGACGCAUCAUUUUUGUCUCUUUCUCCGGAAUUCUAUCCAGAACCAUACAGCUGUGGCAAGAGUGGUGGAGGCUUUGCAGAAGACAAACAAUCAAAAGUAUCCGGAACCUAAUUUGAUUCUGCAUGGCUACCUUCAUUUUGAAGCCCUGUCAUCUCACGAAUAUGAAUUCUCGUGUGUAAACUGUGGAGAUCAUCCCCCCGUUGUAAUCAUGGAUCUGCAUAAAAAGGGUGUAUUCAGCAUGCCAGUGUGUGACAUACCAGAACCGCCACCUGGAUUUGAUGGCCAUGUGGACGUCGAUGACUUCUGGCUCUCUGUUAGCCAAGAAAUUCUUUGUCGGGGCUUUGUGAAGAGUAAUGCUGCUAAUCCAUGUGUGAUCUCACCAUCCUACCACAAAUGGGCACCUUGGAUUGGACCACACACCAGGGCAAGCAACUCCUUAUUAAACACAGAGUACCAGAAGGGUCGAGGCAGCAAGCGGGUAAACGUUACAGACCAGGCCGAGAUGGAUAUAUGUGAGGACAGAUUGAUCAACGAAAUAAUGAACUUAAAGGUUGAUGCAGUGCGAAAACUGGUCAAAGAGUGUGGUCUUGAGUCAACAGGUUCCAAAAUGGAUCUUGUCAUCCGAUUGAAAGACCAGAUGAAAACCCGCAGUGCUUUUGAUAAGGUCUUUCAAAAAGUGUGGGAUCUGGGAGCCGGCGUGGAGAGCUGGGGCACUGGAGCAGGAGGCGAAGCUGGAGACGUAGGCCUGGGAGCUGGUGGCGGCAACCGUGACAGUCGAGCUGAUGGCGUCACUCGAGACGUGGACCGAGGAGCUGGUGUCGACCUCCGAGAUGUGAAGCGCAGAGCUGGCGGACGGAGUUCCGCCCUUGCCUUUCGAACAGUGGACUCUAACCCUAGGUCAACUGCUUCAGGAAAGGUGAGGUACUCAGUCCACAAAUUUACCAACCUGGUAGCGGUUGCCACCCGUACAAAGGGUGGAUAA